Lactuca saligna is the source of this 2499-nucleotide messenger RNA. NCBI's taxonomy places the organism in Eukaryota, Viridiplantae, Streptophyta, Magnoliopsida, Asterales, Asteraceae. The record is from the annotation of a GenBank genome assembly.
GUCAACUAGUCAGAAGGGUCCCACCACUAUCACUAUUUCCUUCUCUUUUCUCGCCGGUGAAACAGCGCGUGGAGCUUAGCGAGCCCCUUUGGCGCGGUGUUUGGCGUGCAUAGCGUGUUUGGCGAGGGCGGGCUUGGCGCAUCCACUCCGCCUAGUCUCAGGGUGGAGAGAGAUCGCAUAUCGGAUAUCAUGAAUUUUAUGGCAGAGAGGUACUAGAUGACACAAAGAUAAUCGAUGGAAAUGGUGAACGUCUCAACGAAGUCCAAUUUCAUUUCAUCAAACUGGAUCUCUCAUUCACGGUGAAGGUGGGAUUUUAACGAACAGUGAAGGUGAAGGAUUUAUCCCCCAUCCAUCCUGCCAAACUUCUUGCUUGCAUCAAGAAGCGACAUUGUUUCAAGGUCAAUGACAAUGGAAAUUCAAGAAGGUGAUCAUGGUGUAGGUAUGUUUCAUAAACAGCCUGAACUUAACUGCUUGUAUACGGUGUCGUUUUCUGCUAAUAUCACCAUAAUUUUGACAUAUCAUGCCAGUUUCAGUUGGCAAACUAAUCAUUCUCACCUCUCUUUUGACUUUUGAUGUGAAAAUAUUAAAACUUUUUUGUAUUUUAUUUAUUUUUGUCCAUGUGAUCAUCACCAACAAGAUUCAUGUGAUUCUAGUUCAAAAGUCCUUGUCUUAAAUUAAUUCAUACUCAUGUGAUUUUUUUUUUCUUUUUUAUGGUUGUGAUACUUUAAGAAAUCACGAGCAUUAAUAAUAAAAUAUUUUGAUUUAUCCAUACACGUAUGUAUCCUUUAAAAACAUGAGCUCUGUAGCAUUAAGACAUUACAGUAUAUACGUGAAUAAACAAUAUACAGUACACACACACACACACAAAUACCCGAGAAGGACAUGGAUUCAUCUGCCAAAUCAGUAGACGAAGUGGUGGAAGAGAUAAUGAGAAUUCAUAAAUCUCUUCCUCCAAGACCUGGAAUCGAUGACAUUGAAGAUGCAGUCAUUCUAAUCAGAAACGCAGACAAUGAAGAACAAACAAGAAUCGAAGCAAUUUCCAGACAAAAGAAACGAAAAUACAUCCCUGAAGAACUCUUCAACAUCCUGUUGGAGAUGCAGAAACAAUUAGUCCAAUUCCAAACCAAAGAACAAAAGAGGGAAGCUGUUAAAUUACUAGACCUCGAAAACUGCCACCAACUGUUCGAUGAAAUGAUUCAAAGAGCCUCCAAAUGUUGUUCUCCUUCUCCAUCUAAUAACACCCCUUCAAGUACUUCUUCUUCUUCACCUUCAACAAAUCCAGCUUCCAUCUCUACUUCAAGCUUCGAUCACAGCACUCCAUCUUCCACGUCUAGCUUAUCUUUUGAUAAAGAUCAUGUCAAAAGCUCCCAUUUGAUCAUUAAAGAUGAUAGUUAUGUGAAUAAAUCCAAGUUUUAUAACAAUGGAGGGAUUGUAUCAAGUAAAUUUUCCAAACCCCAAAUUUUCGAUUCAACUCUAAAACCUUCCAUUACUUCCGGACAAGAUGGUGAAAAAUUGAGUCUUAUAAAGCUUGCUAGUUUGAUUGAAGUGUCAUCAAAGAAAGGAAUUAAAGAUCUUGAUCUUCAUAACAAACUCAUGGAACAAAUAGAAUGGCUUCCCGAUUCAAUUGGGAAAUUAUCCAAUUUACUCACAUUCAAUCUCUCAGAAAAUCGUCUUCUUUCUCUCCCGUCUUCAAUAGGAACCCUUUCUUCAUUAACAAAACUCAACUUACAUUCAAACAAAAUCAUCGAACUCCCAGAAUCCAUAGGGAAUCUCAUCAACUUAAUUUUUCUAGAUCUUCAUGGAAACAACUUAACAUCUCUUCCUUCGACUUUUGGUAGAUUAAUCCAUCUUCAAGAACUCGAUUUAAGUUCGAACAACUUCUCAUUUCUUCCUGAUCAAAUCGGUUCUCUUUCAAGUUUACAAACAUUAAACAUUGAAACAAACGAAAUCGAAGAAAUCCCACAUGCAGUUGGUCAAUGUUCAUCUCUCAAACAACUUCUUGCGGAUUACAACAAGAUUAAAGCUUUACCAGAAGCAGUAGGAAGAAUCGAGUCAUUGGAAAAACUAUCUGUUCGAUAUAAUAACAUUAGUAGGUUGCCAACAACAAUGUCAUCGUUGAAAAGUAUAAAACAACUUGAUGUAAGUUUCAAUGAACUUGAUUCGGUUCCUGAAAGCUUAUGUUUUGCUACAACUCUUUUGAAGAUCAACAUUAGCAACAACUUUGCCGAUUUGACAUCACUUCCAAGAUCAAUCGGAAACCUUGAGAAUCUUGAAGAGUUGGAUAUGAGUAAUAAUCAAAUACGAGUAAUUCCUGAUUCGUUUAGGAUGUUAUUGAAGUUACGGGUGUUGAAUGUUGAAGGAAAUCCAUUGGAAGUACCACCACGGAACGUACUUGACAAAGGCGCUCAGGCGGUGGUUCGGUAUAUGAGUGAAGUCUAUGAGAAGAAGGAUUUAAAGGUUCUUCCCUCUUCGUCGUAUUCACAGGAUCCUUGCUUCUGA